Molecule: messenger RNA, 903 nt
Organism: Saccostrea echinata
Lineage: Eukaryota; Metazoa; Mollusca; Bivalvia; Ostreida; Ostreidae
Exons: 4
Coding region: 1-903 (300 amino acids)
Source: RefSeq, a predicted model, not a curated record
AUGAACAACAUUAGAAAACCGUUUAUCAGUGAUUGGUAUACAUUAGCAGUCAACGACGCAAGUCCAUUAGGCAUUCCUCACAGCCUGAAUGAAUUACCAGCAAAAGUAGACGUCCAAGUCAAAAUUCUUCAAAGUGGAAAAGAAUACAUAUUUCCAGGACUAGGAUCCGUUCCAAAAGAUGACGAUAUCCCUACUGAAUACGGAGGCGUGGCAUAUGCAUACAACUCGUCACAUAUUUUAUUGUUUGUUCCUGUCAUUAAAACUAGUGGUGGUGGGGGUAUUGGACGUGUAUUAACUACAGGAGGUUCAUCAUACACUGGCCCGUUCAUUGGAUCUUCAAAAACCUGUAAAGUUCGCAUAAGGGCUUGGAAACUAUCCGACUGGCCAAAACCUGAUUUUAAUCUUACGUCUGGUUUGACAAUUUCUAAAGAUGACUACGUCACCUGUUACAGAGACGGAUGGGGGGCCUUCGAUUAUAUCGUUCCCGACAAUGUUGAAGUCAUCAUCCGAGCUUGGAUUAUUUCGUCAUCAGAGAUAACAAAUAUGAAUACUUUUGCGUAUGCUAAAGGUGGCAACAUCUCUCGAGGAGGAGUAAUACCCAUGACGAACGCAAUUAACCUAGACUUUCACAUAGUCAAUGUUGAGAUCAGGGACGCCACAGUCAGCAGAGGGAAAGUAUUCUACGGAGCCGGAUCUGCUAACCUCGGUAACUCUGGAGAACCGUUCGGGGGCGUGCUCUUUGGUUACUCACAAACAGAAACUGUGUUGUGGACUCCUAGCACUAGUGUGUCGUGGGGUAAUCUGAUCUACAUUGGUGGCUUGUGGGGAGAUGGCACAGAGAACAUGCAGAUCAACAACGUUCAGAUAUCAGUCAAAGUUAUCAAAGCAGGAUUUACAGGUUAA